CUGCGAGAUAGGCGAGGUGCAAGGGUGUCAUUAUACAUAUUUUCUGCCGCCCCCCGAACUUGGUAACAUUGUUGCACCACUCUUCCCAUUGUACGGACGGUCUAGCAUUUUCCAUUUCUUAGGUCAACCGUUCAAGAUGAGAACGAACUCCAUCAUUGCAGGCUCCCUGCUGGUGGCCGGCCAAGCCUUGGCUUCCGUUGCACCUCGUCAGCCCUAUGCAUACCCCGCCAAGCCUGAAUUUAAGCGCGGCGACCAGGGUUGCACAACAGCUGAGCGUAUUGCACCAAAGAUCCUGAUCAUUAGCAUGUUCUACCCUGAAGCUGAUGUUUGGUAUGAGAACAUGCCCAAGAGUGGCUACGGUGACCUGUUGGCUCAGAACAUCACUGUACCUGGUCUCUCUCCCAUCUACCCAGAAGUACACUGCAUCCCAUCCGGAGAGAUAUGCCAAGUUACCGCUGGCGAGAGUGAGAUCAAUGCUGCCGCAUCGAUUUCCUCGCUUAUGCUUUCUACCAAAUUCGACUUCAGCUCGACUUACAUUCUUAUGAAUGGCAUUGCCGGUGUCUCUCCUAAGCUGGCCACAUUGGGCAGUUAUGCUUUGUCCAAAUUCGCCGUCCAAGUCGCUCUUCAAUACGAGUUCGAUCCCCGCGACCUGCCUUCUAACUUCUCUACUGGCUACAUUGGCUACGAUAACCUUGCGCCUGGACAGUACCCUGCUGAAGCAUACGGCACCGAGGUCAUGGAGGUCAACGAGGCUCUAAGGGACAUUGCUUUCGACUUCGCAUCAAAUGCCGUCCUAAGUGAUAGUGAUGGUGCCAAGGCAUACCGUGCCAAGUACGCCCCAGCCGGUGAUGUCUUCGCCGCUGCGGUUGCCGGUCCUAGUGUAGUUAAGUGCGACGGCGCUACUAGUGAUGUUUACUACUCCGGAAAUAUCCUCGCUGAAGCUUUCUCGAACACCACAAAGGUUUGGACGAACCAGACCGAGUACACGUACUGCAUGACCGCACAGGAGGAUAGUGCAGUCCUACAGUCAAUCAUGCGAGCCCAUCUCGCUGGUUUGGUCGACUACACCAGAACGAUUGUGGUUAGAACUGCCUCCGAUUUUGAUCGCCCGCCGCCAGGCACCAGCGCCUACGACCAUCUCUUGAUUGACGAUCAGGGUGGUUUCACGCCUGCCGUGGACAACAUCUACCUCGGUGGAAUCGAGAUUGUCAAAGGCAUUCUCCUCAGUUGGAAUUGCACUUUCGCUGCAGGAAUCAAGCCCACUAACUAUGUUGGCGACAUCUUCGGCUCGUUGGGAGGCGAGCCUGACUUUGGCAUGGGUAGCGUUUUCAGUAAUGGAAAUGGUGCCCAGGCAGAUGGUUCUAGCUAUACUGGAGCCGUCAAGAGGAGCAAUUACGGAAAGAGAGGUUUCUAUAAAAGCCCCAAGGCUGCCCGCCUGAUGAAGUGACCUUGUGCCCUUCAAGAUAAUGGACUUCUUGCUAUAGGCAGACUACAGUAAAUAAUAAUUAAUACACCUGUCAUGUAUAGUGUUUAGUGGCUUAAAUAUCACACAAAUGUCAACCCG
Messenger RNA from Truncatella angustata, 1564 nucleotides. Its product is annotated as putative purine nucleoside permease. The record is from RefSeq and is a predicted model, not a curated record. The transcript has 3 exons. Gene Ontology annotation, molecular function: catalytic activity. Gene Ontology annotation, biological process: nucleoside metabolic process; transmembrane transport. Gene Ontology annotation, cellular component: endoplasmic reticulum. The coding region runs from base 137 to 1447 and encodes 436 amino acids. Lineage: Eukaryota; Fungi; Ascomycota; Sordariomycetes; Amphisphaeriales; Sporocadaceae.